Molecule: messenger RNA, 1811 nt
Organism: Osmia bicornis bicornis
Lineage: Eukaryota; Metazoa; Arthropoda; Insecta; Hymenoptera; Megachilidae
Gene: Arp3
Product: actin-related protein 3
Exons: 6
Coding region: 113-1366 (417 amino acids)
Biological process (GO): Arp2/3 complex-mediated actin nucleation
Cellular component (GO): Arp2/3 protein complex; actin cortical patch
Molecular function (GO): actin filament binding
Source: RefSeq, a predicted model, not a curated record
GGUGUGGUUGAAAGUUGAAAGCAGUUGAAAGUGGUGAGUCAAAUUUAAGAACUGUGAUUAGAGUAACUUUGCGUAAGAUAAAAGUGAAAAACGAUCGAAACAGAAAAGAAAAAUGCUCGGCCGGCUUCCUGCUUGUGUAAUCGACGUAGGCACGGGGUAUACAAAAUUGGGUUUUGCAUUCAAUAAAGAACCUCAACUUAUGAUACCGUCUGCUAUUGCAAUUAAAGAAACAGCAAAAGUUGGAGAUAAUAAUGCUAGAAGAGUUACUAAAGGAGUUGAAGAUUUAGAUGCAUACAUUGGAGAUGAAGCUUUUGAAGCUACUGGGUAUUCUGUAAAAUAUCCAGUUAGGCAUGGACUAGUGGAAGACUGGGAUUUAAUGGAAAAGUUUCUGCAACAAUGUAUCUUUAAAUAUUUAAGGGCAGAACCUGAAGAUCAUUAUUUUUUACUUACGGAGCCGCCAUUAAACACUCCUGAAAAUCGAGAAUACACCGCAGAAAUAAUGUUCGAAUCAUUUAAUGUACCAGGUCUUUACAUUGCUGUACAAGCAGUAUUAGCAUUAGCUGCAUCUUGGACAGCUAAGAGUGUAGAAAAUAGAACGCUAACAGGUGUUGUUGUCGACAGUGGAGAUGGAGUGACUCAUGUAAUUCCUGUUGCGGAAGGUUUCGUUAUUGGAAGCUGUAUAAAACAUAUUCCUAUUGCUGGACGUGACAUUACAUAUUUUAUACAAAGUUUGUUAAGAGAGCGUGAAAUAGGAAUACCACCUGAGCAAUCUUUAGAAACAGCUAAGGCGAUAAAAGAAAAAUAUUGUUACAUAUGUCCUGACAUUUCAAAAGAAUUUGCUAAAUAUGAUAGUGACCCUACCAAAAUAAAAAAAUAUGAAGGUAUUAAUAGCAUUACAAAGCAGCCUUUCGUAGUGGAUGUUGGAUACGAAAGGUUUCUGGGACCAGAGAUAUUUUUUCAUCCUGAAUUCUCUAAUCCAGAUUUCACAACCCCGCUGAGUGAAAUCGUGGACGAUGUAAUACAGAAUUGUCCGAUAGAUGUAAGAAGACCCUUGUACAGUAACAUUGUAUUAUCGGGUGGUUCUACAAUGUUCAAAGAUUUCGGUAGGCGGUUACAACGUGAUAUAAAACGAAUCGUCGAUGCACGUUUGAAGCUUAGCGAAACGUUAAGUGGAAGUCACAUCACGCCAAAACCUAUAGAUGUUCAUGUUAUAUCGCAUCAUAAACAGCGUUGCGCAGUAUGGUAUGGUGGUGCUUUAUUAGCAAGCGAUCCUGAAUUUUACACAGUUUGUCAUACCAAAAAAGCUUAUCAAGAGUAUGGUCCUGGUAUUUGCCGUUACAAUCCCGUAUUUCAUAGUAUGGUAUAAAUUAAGUGGAAAUACAAGUGGCAUUGGAAAAAAAAAAUAAUCUUACCAUGGACCAAUGGUGAAAAUGUAACGUAAUUUACGGGUCCGUCAGUAAUUUAUUCAAUUUUUAACUUCGUUUUAUUUGCAAUGACAACAUACUUGGAAAGAUGAUACGGGUGUUUUUUACACUGUAACUGCAAAUUGGCAUAAGUACAAGAAAAACACCCAAUAUUAUAUUAAUAAACGCACACGGAAAUGUUUUCAUGCUCAUUACAGAAAUAUGUAAUAUUUAUGUAAAUACACAUUUACAUUUAAUAAAAAUACAGGGAAAAAUCACUCAAUAAAGAAUUAAAAUAUGUACUUUGUUAGGAAUGGUAAGAAUACAUAUAAUAUAAAGCAAUUGUAUAGACCUGUACAUAAAAUACGUCUACUUAAAAAUAAUAAUUCUUUUGUUUACUAAAUCACA